Molecule: messenger RNA, 4808 nt
Organism: Musca vetustissima
Lineage: Eukaryota; Metazoa; Arthropoda; Insecta; Diptera; Muscidae
Gene: Ih
Exons: 14
Biological process (GO): transmembrane transport; potassium ion transport
Cellular component (GO): membrane
Molecular function (GO): voltage-gated potassium channel activity
Source: RefSeq, a predicted model, not a curated record
UGCUAGCAGAGAAAACUUGUAUAGCAGUGAUCAGCAACAUCAUAAACAACAAACACUACAACAACAACAGAAACAUCAACACCAAACAGCAACAACAACAACAUCAGGGCAACAACAGCAGCAGCAACAACACCACCACCAUUCACAUCAACAGUUAUUGCGCCAGUCGUUGAUCAACCUCAGUGGUGCUCAGAACGUUCAGAGUACCCCACCGCUAUCGGGUAGUCAUUCGGAUAACAACAGUUAUUGUAGCGCCAAUACAUCGCUCGAACAACCGGAAUCGCAACAACAACAACAAUUGUCUUCAUCUGCCGCCUAUUUGCAUAGUACGCCCCGAAGUUCUCGUUCACCCUCCCAGCACCAUCAACACGACCAGCAGCAGGGAAAUCCGAUCGGUUGUGGCACUGGGCCAGGUGGUGCCAAACUCCACAAAUCGAUUUCGUGCAGCUGUGAAUCGUUGAAAUGUGCCGAAUCGGUAUCCUUGGCCGGAGGUCUUGAAACACCGUCGCCCUGUUUGGCCAACGACGAAGAAUCGCAACGUCGUAAUUUCGAUACUAGCACAACAAAAUCGCUGAGUCGCAAUUUUCGGGAUUCGACAGCGUUAACAAAAAGAAACGAAGGAGAAGACGACGAACACGAUCAUCAACAACAACAACGGGAUAACAACGAAUUUUCCUUGGACCCUAGUAAGAAAUCGAUUAGCGGUGUAAGUGUGCGCAGCGGAAGUGUUGGCCCCGCGGCCAGAUCCUUUACCACCACACCGUCGUCCACAGGUGAUGGUGAUCGCCAUUCGCUGCCCUACGAAGAAACAUCGACAACAGCAACAGCAGCAGGUCAGCGUUUGUCCAAGCAAACCUCGUACGACAGCAGCAGCAACGGCGGCGUAGCAGGACAUCGUUCGCCCCAACUGCUAUCCCUAGCUGAUGCUCGGCACCAGACCCCGGGACCAGGAGCCACUAAGUCCCACUACACACACCAGUACCUGGAGAGCUGCAGCCCCACCAGCCGUCUCUCACAGAGUCCGAACAGUAAAAGCAGUAGCUUGGCCAUAGCCGAUGCUGAAUAUCAGGACGCCCAGCAGUCAACCGGAGAUUUUACACAACUAGUCGUUCGCAACUUGAGUCAUUCGGAUCCCAUUCGAUCCGAACUAGAUCCGGAACUCAGCCAUUGUCCGGCCUCGUUACUGAAGACCCAUUACAGUGACGUUAACAUCUACGCCAAGAACGAACUUGAUCGCCACCUAUCGCAACCGGAUAAACAGCAGCUGGUCAAUAACGCCUACAUCUUCAAGUGUAUCGGAGGAGCGGGUCAACAGAGUCCCACAUCGUUCCUCAAGACCAAUAAAAUCAAAGAGCAGACGCGUAAACUGCGCAACCUCUCGUUGAAAACCAAUCCGUCGACGGGUAAAAAGAAAUCGCAAAUCCUAUCGAAAUCGAACGCGGUCUCCGACAACUCCCUGCAUCCGGGUGACAAGUAUUUGAAUCUCUAUUUGGUGGAAAAGAAGAAUAAGCAGCCCGCAGCAGGCCAGAGUGCAGCAUCACGCCACAGUGCCCCCUUUGUGGUCAACGGAGCUGUGAAGCCCUCGUCAUAUCCCGCAUCAUAUCGUUCCUCAGUGAAGAGUGAAACAGCCGUAAGUGCCGCCAUACAACAACAAGCCGCAAGUGCAGCAGCAACCAGUACCAGUCCCAGUGUUGCCGCAGGUGUUCACGGCAGUAGUCUUAGCGAUCAUCCGCCGCCGACGCACGUCUCAUCUGCAGCAGCAGCAGCGGUCGUUCAAUCAACUCCGGUCAAUUAUCAACAAUCCAAUCCAGGCAACGCCGCAGCCGAUACCCCCACCCCCACAUCGACCACUUCGACUUCCACCAAACGGCCAACCACGAAACCAGCCAAAAUUAACAACAAAGGCUGCAAUCUGGUCAACAACGGCACCAAACUUAGCGUCAGCACAAAUUCGUGCAAUCGUCUACAUGCCGGUUCGCCACAUGCAAUAUCACCGAAAAGCUCUGUAUCCAGCAACGGUCACCUCAACAAGUAUUGUCUGACCGACAUCAGUCGCCGCAAGACCGAAUUCAACCGCCAGCUAAGCGCCCCGACCGACUACACCCACCAUUCGUCGACCAGCAACGGUGCGAGCAACGGUGGUGGUUCGCGUCACUCCCAGCAGGAGGUCCAUCACGUUGGCGCAUCCACCUCAACGGUAGCCAGUGCCGCUGCGGUCCUCAAGUCGUCCGGCGCCCAUUUGUCACAGUCGUCGUCGCAGUCGCACCAACAGUCGCAGCUCCAGUUGCAACAGCUCCAGCAGCUCCAACAACAACAACAGCAGCAACAGCAUCCGUUACAACAACAGCAACAACACCAUCUCUACCAUCAGCAUCAGUUUCAUCCGCAUCCGCACCAGCAUCUGUUGCAGCAUCAGCACCACCACUACCAACACAGUCAACAGCAUUUACACCAGCAACAGUUGCCGCCGCAUCAGAGCGCGUCAACAACAACAGUAUUAACGAAACCGACAUCGAAUUCGUGCACGAAUAGUUUUAAUCGUCGCCACAUCAAACGGCAGAAAAAUACGAAAUUAAAUGAAAGACUCUUACGUCGUGAUAGCGAAGAUUCAUCCGUUCGAUGCUCGUACUGUUCUGUACUAAAUGUCAACGAGAACGAUUUGAGGAGAUCCUUUGAAAAUACCUGCACCGAUUCAUUGGUAACAGCUUUUGAUGAUGAGGCUUUACUAAUAUGCGACCAAGGAAACGAAAUGGUUCACUUUGAUGACGUAUCGUUGUACGGGACUCCGAAAGAGGAGCCAAUGCCUUCCAUCCCCAUUGUUUCGGAAAAAGUUUCAGCGAACUUCUUAAAGAGUCAAUUGCAAUCAUGGUUUCAACCGACCGACAAUCGGUUGGCUAUGAAAUUAUUUGGCAGCCGCAAGGCAUUGGUCAAAGAAAGAAUACGCCAGAAGACUUCCGGACAUUGGGUUAUUCACCCAUGCAGUUCAUUCAGGUUUUAUUGGGACCUUUGUAUGCUUUUAUUAUUAGUAGCAAAUCUUAUUAUCCUGCCAGUCGCAAUAUCAUUCUUCAACGAUGAUCUAAGCACAAGAUGGAUUGCCUUUAACUGCCUAAGUGAUACUAUUUUUUUAAUAGAUAUUGUAGUCAAUUUUAGAACAGGAAUUAUGCAACAAGACAACGCCGAACAGGUGAUAUUGGAUCCCAAGCUUAUAGCCAAACAUUAUUUAAGGACCUGGUUUUUUCUUGAUUUAAUCUCAUCGAUACCGCUCGACUAUAUCUUUUUGAUUUUCAAUCAGGACUUCUCCGAUUCAUUUCAAAUUCUACAUGCCGGUCGUGCCCUACGAAUAUUACGCUUAGCUAAGCUUCUAUCGCUUGUGCGAUUGUUGCGUCUGUCGCGUCUCGUGCGCUAUGUGUCGCAAUGGGAGGAGGUGUAUAUUCUGCAGAAUCUACAGAAAAAAAGUGCUGAUCGAAGAGGGAGAAUGCACAGAAAAGACAAAGAUGGCAUAACUAAAAGCAACCUAAUUUUAAAGUUUCUGAAUAUGGCCUCGGUCUUUAUGCGAAUUUUCAAUUUGAUUUGUAUGAUGUUGUUGAUCGGCCAUUGGAGUGGUUGUUUGCAAUUUUUAGUGCCAAUGUUACAAGGGUUUCCCUCGAACUCGUGGGUGUCGAUAAACGAAUUACAGGAGUCAUAUUGGCUGGAACAAUAUUCAUGGGCUUUAUUUAAAGCCAUGUCACAUAUGCUAUGCAUAGGUUAUGGCAGAUUUCCUCCCCAAUCCCUUACCGAUAUGUGGCUGACCAUGCUGUCAAUGAUAUCGGGCGCCACCUGUUAUGCCCUGUUCCUCGGUCAUGCCACAAAUCUCAUCCAGAGUUUGGAUUCGAGUCGACGCCAGUAUCGCGAAAAGGUCAAACAGGUCGAAGAGUAUAUGGCAUAUCGGAAGCUGCCGCGCGAUAUGCGUCAACGAAUAACGGAAUAUUUCGAACACCGGUAUCAGGGUAAAUUCUUCGAUGAAGAAUGCAUUCUGGGUGAAUUGAGCGAAAAGCUAAGAGAGGAUGUUAUCAAUUAUAAUUGCAGAUCUCUCGUUGCGUCAGUGCCUUUUUUUGCAAAUGCUGACUCCAAUUUCGUUUCCGAUGUCGUUACAAAACUUAAAUACGAAGUAUUUCAACCAGGUGAUAUUAUUAUAAAGGAGGGUACAAUCGGUACCAAAAUGUAUUUUAUACAGGAAGGUGUCGUCGAUAUUGUUAUGGCCAAUGGCGAGGUGGCAACAUCAUUAUCGGAUGGCUCAUAUUUUGGUGAAAUUUGCCUGCUAACAAAUGCCCGUCGUGUGGCCAGUGUCCGGGCCGAAACCUAUUGUAAUCUAUUCUCGCUAAGCGUGGAUCAUUUCAAUUGUGUGCUGGACCAAUAUCCGCUGAUGCGCAAAACGAUGGAAACGGUGGCGGCGGAACGUCUCAAUAAGAUUGGCAAAAAUCCCAAUAUUAUGCAGCAGAAAGAUGAACAAAUCAGCAAUCCUGAGUCAAAUCAAAUAACGGCCGUGGUGAAUGCCUUGGCAGCGGAAGCGGAUGAUUGUAAAGAUGACGACAUCGAUGCUAAAGAGAAUUUAUUGCAUGGUUCCAUGUCGAGCAUAACAGAGCCCAUACAAACCAUACGUGAAGGUCUACCCCGUCCUAGAAGUGGUGAAUUUCGUGCUUUAUUCGAGGGCAAUACUCCAUGACACUGAGAAAAGCUUUCAUCCGCGUCGACACCAACGCUGCAGCUGUAUCAAUAUCAUCGCCAGCUGUUGGCGAUCAGUGUGUGUGGUGUACGUCGUGCUACACUGU